UUAUUUUGUCUCUCAGCUUAUCAACUUCACGUUCGCUUCUCUUUCUCUCUCUACAGAUUUUUCCAAACGCUCAGAAAAUUGGGAACUUCUCAUUCUUCUUCUUCUUCCCUCACGGUCGCGGUUCAUUUCUUAGAAUCUAACCCUAAUCUUCACCGAUUUCGACUGUGGAAUAGUUUGUCAGAUCUCCUUGUUGUUUGUUGUGGAAUAACCCUAACAAAGAGACGUUAUUUCGAUUGAUUUGUCGUUACGGAUUUUGUGGCGGAUGCGUUAUUGGAGGUGCGUCGGUAGCGUUCUUGUGGAUAAGGUAUCGUUGGAACUGGUUUUGAUUAAAUUGAAUCAUUGAUGCCGCCGGAGCCAUUGCCAUUCGACCGGAAGGACUUUUUGAAGGAUAGGAAGCCGUCGUAUGCGGACCCUGUAGGAAUUGUUCCGCCGCGAUGGAGAGAGCCGCCUACUACUCCUUCGCAGCAUAACAUCCAUGGAUCCUCCUCGUUUUGUCGAUGGGGCGCUGGAGGUGGACCCUCUGAUUUCCGCCGACCCUUUUCCGGUCUUCAUGGUAAACGGGUUGGUGGUGGCUGGCACAAUACAACAGUUGAAUCAGGCAGCAAAGAGAAUAGUUGUAUGGCUUUUGGUAGUCUGAAAGACCCUAAAGGAGUCAACUCUUGGGAGACCACUGCAUCACCCAACGGUAACUCUCUUCCCCAUAAUGACUUUGUGAACUCGCUGGAUCAACUUCAGUCAGCUGACCAACAUGCUAAGAACAGCCAACUGGGUAACAACACUCCUCUUCGAUCCCCUUCUGAGGAUGCUUCCCCCUGUGUGACACCAAUGACUCAUGAUGAGGCUACCUCCCGCAAGAAGCAGCGCCUUGGAUGGGGGGAAGGCCUUGCCAAGUAUGAGAAAAAGAAGGUUGACCCUGAAGAUAUUCUUGAUAAAGAAGCUGGAGCUAGAAAUGGUAUGGUUGAUGGUGUUAGUGGUUCAGAACCUUUGCUUACUAGUCCUUCUAGUUUGACUGAUAAAAGCCCCAGUGUCAAUGGUUAUUCAGAAUGUGCAUCUCCUACUACUCCUUACUCGUAUGCCUGCAGUUCCUCUCCAGGUCUAGAAGAAAAGGAAUCUACUAAGACAGUUACAGUGGAUAACAGCACCUGUAAUCCUGCUUCUUGUCAUGUGUCUGAGAAUGACACAGAGGGAUUAUCAUCAAAUUUGGAGAAUUUGGAGCUCAACUUUAGCUCUGCACUUGAUAAACUGCUGCAGGCUGAUGAUUUGUGUUCUCCAGGGUCUAAAUUUGUGAAAUCUACUGCAAUGGACAAGUUACAUGUAUGGAAAGCAGAGCUGACAAAAACACUUGAAAUCACAGAAACUGAAAUUGAUUCUCUUGAGCAUGAAUUGAAGUCAUUGGUUUCUGAUGCUGGUUCUUUCCCAACCGAAUACCAGAAUAAGACUUGUGGUGGACCUUUGCCUGUGGAGAAAACUGAUAGUUCUCCAGAAGAAGUCAAUGGAGCAGAAGAUUCAGAUGACAAGAGUUCAGACACAACAUCUGAGUUUGUGGAAUCCGUUUCUAAAUGCUCUGAAGAUGUUGGUAAUGAUGAUGUUUUAGGCUUUGUACCUUCUUGUGGGGACCGCAGUAGCUCUACAGUUUCAGAUGGUGAGGAUGUAGAUAAUGGCAGAGAAGAUGAUAAGUUAUAUCAUUUCAUAUUCGCUACAAACAAAGUGAUAGCAAAUGAAACUUCUGAUGAACUUAAUAGGAUAUUAUUGCCAACUACACACUUAUGUAACAAGAUUUCGAAAUCCACCGAUGAAUCAUUGAAUAAGACUAAAAUUGCUUCGAGGAAGCGUUUCCUUAAGCUUAAGGAAAGGGUUAUCACAAGUAAGUUUCGGGUAUUACAACAUGCAUGGAAGGAAGAUCUUCAGUUGCUUUCUGUAAAAAAAACUGGUGGCAAGUCACAGAAGAAGUUUGAAUCGAGCUCACGAAUGGGAUAUGCUGAUCAUCAAAAAUACUGUUCUUCAAUUCAUUCUCGUUUAUAUCCUUCUGGUGGGAGUGUGAGUCUGGUUCCAUCCACAGAGGCACUUGAUUAUGUGAAGAAGCUGCUUUCAGAUUCACGGGUGAAGGUUCAGAGAAAGACAUUAAAGAUGCCUUGUUUGAUAUUAGACAGGAGCGAACGAAUGAUGACAAGGUUUGUUUCAGAUAAUGGAUUGGUGGAGGACCCUGUUGAAGUUGAAAAGGAAAGAUCCAUUGUCGGCGCCUGGACAGAAGAAGAGCAGAAAAUCUUUUUGGAGAAGUACUCUCUGUUUGGAAAAGAUUUCAAGAAAAUCGCAUCUUUUCUGAAAAACAAAACAUGUGGUGAUUGUGUUGAGUUUUACUACAAGAACCACAAGUCUGAUUGUUUUCAGAAGAUAAAGAAGAAAUCAGCAUUUGCAAAAGGGAUGUCUUGUAUUACUAAUACUUACCUGGUGACAUCUGGGAGGCGAAUGGCUGCAGAUGCUACUUCCCUUGAAAUGCUUGGUGCUGCUUCAGAAAUGGUUGCCAGUGUGGAUGGUGAACAUAAACUGCAUUCAGAAAUGUUUUGCAAUGCGCAGGAAACUGGUGCAGGCGAUGAGAGUUGUGGAGGAGAGAUGAAUCCUACUUCUUCUGAUUGGACAGAUGAAGAGAAGUCUAGUUUCUUGCAGGCAGUGAGAUCUUAUGGGAAGGAUUUUUCAAUGAUUUCAAGAUGCUUGAAAACAAGGUCGAGAGAUGAGUGCAAAGUUUUCUACAGCAAGGCUCGGAAAUGUCUUGGAUUGGAUUCCAUUCACAGUAAAGCUGGUGAUGGUGGUGAUGAUGGUGAUGUUGAUCAUGGUCAUGAUGAUACGUGCAUGGUGGAUAGUGGGUCGGUUAUCUCAUGCGAUAAAUCAUCUUCAGAUGUAAAGAUGGAAGUAGAAGACCUCCUUCACUCAUCUGAUUCAAAGCAAGAAGUUCCUGAAUCUGAAUCUGAGCAGAUUGUAGUAAAGGAGGAGUCAAAACAGUUGCAGGACCUUAAUUCAAGAGACAGCAGCAUCUGUAUGGAUUUAAGCAUUGAGCAGCAACCUGUGAAUAACAAUAACACUAACCAUAUGGAGUUGAAUGGUGUAGAAAAGUCAAAGGGUUGUGAAGAUAAUGGUUUUCUUCCAGGUGUGAGUUCACACAGGAAGAGUGUUAGCCAAGAUGAUAUUGAUACAUCAUCAAGACUCUCAUUUAGAAAAAGCAUUGGUGGUUCUCAAAGAUGCUCAAGUACUGAUGGGUAUCAUCAUCUUCCAAAACAUUCAUUAAUGGAUUGUGUUGAAUCUUCCCAAGUUGUACAAAAAGAUGAAAAUCUGUUACCAGAGCACUGUCUGCCACGUGAUUCUUGUUUGCAAAAACCGAGUCAGAGACAGAGACAGGGUGAGGGUGAGGGUGAUGUGAAACUUUUUGGUCAGAUCCUAAUAAAGCCCUCUUUGUCUUUAUCUGGAUCAAAAACAAAUACUAGUAGUUUGCAAGAGAAUGGUGAAAAAAGAAAAUCAUCUUUUAACUUGAAGUUUGAUAUUGAUAAUAAUACUAAUAAUGAUCAUGGUUUAUCAGAGGUUCCAUUGAGGAGGAGUUAUGGGUUUUGGGAUGGGAACAGAAUACAAACCACCGGGUUUCCUUCUUUACCAGAUCCUUCUUCCAUCUUGGUUUCUGGUUUUGGUAAUUCUUCUUCAUCUUCUUCAGUCAAGACUGGUUUUCAAACAAGACAAGUGUAUUCAUACAAAAACCAGGAGCCUUUCAAAGGGGUUUUGGUUUCAGAUCCAGUGGCAGCCAUUAGAAUGCAUUAUGCUAAAACAGAACAGUACAACAAUGGCAGUAAUAGCGGUGAUAUAGGUAGCAGAUGAUGAUGAUGAUGGUUUUUUUAUCUCGCCUCUGUAUUAUAUGUAAGGAAUUGAGCAGCAGUGAUAGGAGUUAGGAUGAUGAUUGGAUGGCUGAUAUAGGAGAAGCCGUCUUUUUUGGUCUUUUUUAGGUUGUUUUCAUUUUGGGGAAUAUGGGAAGAGGUUUGUAGUUUGUUGUAUUUAUUAAUCAAGAUACACAAAAUAAUUCUGUCUGUCGAUGCCAAUGUCAAUGUUGUUUGUAGGUAAGGAAAUAGAGGUUAUAUUAUAGUAGUCUUCUUUUUCAAAGGAGUUUGUAUUUGUGUUGUGGAUGAAUGACGAUGAUGUUUAAAGUCUUUAAAAAGUAAUGGAUAAUGGAUUUUCAAGUUGGUUUGAUUGUCAUGUGCUGUGUUGGAUGGAGAAAGUGGAGGGUUGUAGGUUGACUUUCAAGUGAUAAAUGGAGGGUUUGAAUGUUACUUUAUUGGUAAACAAUGAUGAUUGAUGACAUCGUCCACGUGGGUGGGUGGGUGUCAACAGUCAACAUCUUUUGUGAAGAGGAUAGGAUUUGACAGUUUGAGUUUUGUUAUUUUAUCUAUUUAAAAGUUUAGGUGAGAUUCCAACUUUAUUAGUUGGUGUGAGAAAGACGGAGGAGCUACUUGCAAAGUUGCAAUUUGCAAAUUCGUAUAUAUUAGUAUUUAAUUAUUUAUUAAUUAAAUCAUUAUUGCUUUAACCAGACAAAACUUAUAACUUCUUCCAUCUCAAUCAUCUCUUUUAUUCAACCGUGCUCUUGAGGUGCUCGAUAAUUUCAUGAUACCAAUUGUAAGGGAACGAAUCAUCUAAAAUUCACAUAUAUCUUUUUUUUUUUUUUUUUCUUUUUCUGAACGACAUUAAUAUAUUAGCAAACAGACCCUCACAAACAAUACAAUUUUUAACAUUACAAGCGAAAAAGAAAAGAUAAUCCAAACAUUUCAACUAAGCUUCACCCUAUUUUUAGUCAAUAAAAAACAUUAGUAACCAUGUCUUCAAGCACGAUUGCAUGCCUACACAUUUUGUUGUUGAGCUCAUGUCAUUUAGCUUUCCAAAUUAACAAUAGUCUUGCCAAAUGAGUGAGUCCAACAGUUUUUGGAUUUAGUCGGCCGUUGACUGUUCCCAGUUUCCAAAUUAGCAAUAAACAUACGUUAAAAAUUAGAAAAAUGUAAGGAAUGAUAGUAUAUUUAUUAUUUUCUUAGGUUUUAUUUUGAAAAAAAAAAAAACAAAAUAGCCACGACCAGACCAAUACUCUUUUUCUCUUCUCCAUCGCCGGCGAGCUAUGUGCAGCGAGGCUGACGGCUGACCACUCCUGGAGGCUGAAGCUAAUGAGCACCGUUAAGGAAAAAUCCACUUCUCUUGUUAUCUCUGAAACCGGACGCGAAAAGAGGAAGUAAUCGUAUUGAAUAGGGUGUCGUUCAGAUCCGAUAGCGUAACCUCUCCGUCAUUCUAAUCUCGUGUUUUAUUUUCUUUUCUCUCUCUCUCUCUCUCUCUAGACAUUUUCUAUACGCACAGAAAAAUUCAGGUUAAAGUUUGCCUUCACUUUCCCUCCCUGCAGCGUUUUCAUUCUCAAAUUAAACACUAGGUUUCUUGUAUUACGAUUUUUCAAUUGCUAGGUUUCUUGUUUUUAUUUUCGUGGUGGAUGCGUUUUUGGUGGUAGCGUUCUCGUGGAUAAGGUUUUGUUUGAAGGGUUUGAGUCUUGACAGCUCAAUCACCAUCAAUGAACAAGUAAGGAGCGUUUAAACUUUGAAAGUGGUUCUUCUAUAUCAAAAAAAAUGUUGGAGGAUCCAAAAUUUGCAGGUAUGUUGGGUGUCAAUCAUGGAAACGAUAACUUUGUUGACCUAUCAUAAGUGUUCUACCAUAAGCUUGGUGAAGGUUCCAACAUGUCAAUCGACAGCUUCAAUAGUUUACAAAUGAGCAACACAGGUGGGUCCAUUGCCAUGUCACUUGACAACAGUAGUGUCGGGUCAAACGACUCACACACUCGCAUCUUAAACCACCAAGGUCUAAAGCGUGUCAAAAAUAAUUACACUGAUGCCCUUAGUGUCAACAGAGGAAGAGUCUAUCAAGGCUUAAGUGAUGAUGCUCUUGCUAGAGCUUUAUUAGACACCCGUUUCCCAACAGAAGGGCUUGAAAAUUUCGACGAAUGGACAAUUGAUUUAAGGAAACUCAGCAUGGGACGCGCUUUCGCACAGGGUGCAUUUGGGAAGCUUUAUAAAGGCACAUACAUUGGUGAAGAUGUUGAUAUUAAGCUGUUGGAGAAACCAGAGAAUGAUUUGGAGAGAGGACAACUUAUGGAGCAACAGUUUCAGCAAGAGGUUAUGAUGCUUGCAAGGUUGAAACAUCCAAAUAUAGUAAGGUUUAUUGGUGCAUGUAGGAAGCCUAUGGUGUGGUGUAUUGUGACUGAAUAUGCUAAAGGAGGUUCUGUGAGGCAGUUUUUAGCUAAGAGACAGAAUAGAUCAGUGCCUUUGAAAUUAGCUGUUAAAUAGGCGCUUGAUGUUGCAAGAGGAAUGAAAUAUGUUCAUGGAUUUGCAUUGAUUCAUAGGGAUUUGAAAUCUGAUAAUCUUUUGAUUUCUGCUGAUAAGUCAAUCAAGAUUGCUGACUUUGGAGUUGCUAGAAUUGAAGUGCAGACUGAAGGAAUGACACCCGAGACUGGGACCUACUGUUGGAUGGCUCCGGAAAUGAUACAACACAGGCCCUACACACAAAAAGUGGAUGUCUACAGCUUUGGAAUUGGUCUUUGGGAACUGAUCACUGGAAUGCUUCCAUUCCAAAACAUGACAGCUGUCCAGGCGGCAUUUGCGGUUGUCAAUAAAGGUGUCCGCCCGACAAUCCCACACGACUACCUGCCCGUGCUGACCGAAAUCAUGACACGUUGCUGGGAUGGAAACCCUGAUUCCAGACCGGCGUUCACGGAAGUUGUCAGAAUGCUUGAACAUGCAGAAACCGAAAUCAUGACUACAGUCCGGAAAGCUUGAUUCCGGUGUUGCAUGAGUCAGCCGAUGACUACUAAUUGAAGGAAAAACAGGCAAGAAACAGGAAGGGAGAAAGAAAAGAAAAAUUAUAUUAUGAUAUCAAGGACUACUACCUACUACUUGUUUUGUUGGAUUUUAUUUUUGAUUUUAUGGAUUGUGUUGCUGAAUUUUAGUAGUAAUGAUAAUGGAGGAGAUUUGAUGUA
Molecule: messenger RNA, 7033 nt
Organism: Lactuca sativa (garden lettuce)
Lineage: Eukaryota; Viridiplantae; Streptophyta; Magnoliopsida; Asterales; Asteraceae
Source: RefSeq, a predicted model, not a curated record